Messenger RNA from Rhopilema esculentum, 2844 nucleotides. RefSeq names its product FAD-dependent oxidoreductase domain-containing protein 2. Gene Ontology annotation, molecular function: flavin adenine dinucleotide binding; monooxygenase activity. Gene Ontology annotation, cellular component: endoplasmic reticulum lumen. The record is from RefSeq and is a predicted model, not a curated record. NCBI's taxonomy places the organism in Eukaryota, Metazoa, Cnidaria, Scyphozoa, Rhizostomeae, Rhizostomatidae. Gene Ontology annotation, biological process: ERAD pathway.
CUGCCUUUUAUCAAUGAUCGCUUAUUGUUGCUAGUAGUGAAUGACCGUCUAUUCGCCUCGAUUCUCAACCCACCAUCCGCUUUCAACCUCCGUUUCAAAACAAAAUUAACUACCUUUUUACAAGAUGAGCAGAAAAGAGGAUAACUGUCAAUAGAAUUGCAUCUGUACUAACUGGAUUCAGAAAGGUUGGGUUUGCGCGUAGAGGCACUUUGAUCGCGUGUAGCCUUUCCGGUAGGCUAUCCUCAAGAUGGAAAAGCAAAAACUCCUUCUCAUUUUCUUGAUAUCAAAUCUGCAAUUCUUACUUUCAACAGCAACUGAUUACUGCGUUAUAGGUGCAGGCCCUUCAGGGCUUCAAAUGGGAUAUUUUUUGGAGCGUGCUGGCAGAGACUAUGUAAUUUUUGAAAGAGACACUUCUGCAGGAUGGUUUUACAAAAAAUACCCCCGACAUAGAACACUAAUAUCAAUAAACAAAAGAUUCACAGGACAAACAAAUAAAGAGUUUAACAUGCGACAUGACUGGAAUUCAUUGAUAUCAGACGACGAAUCCCUGCUUUUGAAGCAUUAUACAAAAGAAUUCUUCCCACCAGCUGACAAAAUGGUUGAAUACCUGCGCGACUUUGCGACACGUCUGAAUUUAAAGGCGAAGUAUGGGGUCAACAUCAGGCGCGUCGUUAAACAUCCUGAAAAUGACACUUUUACUUUGUAUGACAAGAAAACCAACCCAUAUCAGUGCAAAUAUUUGAUUGUCAGUACUGGUCUUUGGGUUGAAAAUAAUCCAAAAAAUAUAUCAGGGAUCGAAAAUACUGUGUCUUAUUCGAAAAUGUCCGUUAAUGCUGAUGAUUACGAGGGAAAGUCUGUAUUUAUCAUUGGGCGAGGGAAUUCCGCAUUUGAGACAGCUCAACACUUGGCGGGUGCAGCGAAUUACAUCCACAUGAUGUCAAGGGAAAGAGCGAGGUUCUCUUGGGAAACGCACUACGUUGGGGAUUUAAGAGCGGUAAACGAUGGACCAAUUGACACAUACCAGCUCAAGUCACUUGAUGGCCAGUUCGAGGGUGACAUACGACAUAUGAAUUUCAAUAAAAACAAAGAAGGAAAAAUCCAAGUCGGAGGAUCAGGAGAACCUGACAAUAGUGCUGUUCGAGAGCCAUAUGACGUCAUUAUUAGAUGCAUGGGUUUCAAGUUUGAUUUUGGAAUCUUUGACAAACCAGUAAGACCAAAGAGGGCUGAUGGUCCGCGCAAGAAAUACCCAAUGAUACACCAUAAUUAUGAAUCGACAGUGACAAAAAAUAUCUUUUUCGCUGGUACAAUAACCCAUUCAUUAGACUGGCGAAAAUCUGCCGGUGGUUUUAUCCAUGGAUUCAGAUAUACAACUCGAGCCUUGCAUCAUUUGUUGGAAUACCGCAACCACGGCGUUAAAUGGCCACACCUCACACUACGAAAUACUGAACUUCUAAAUACUUUAACGAAGAGACUCAAUGAAGCAUCCGGCAUUUACCAAAUGUUCGGCGUUUUGGUUGAUGUCAUUGUACUCCAAGAUGAUGGCCAGUUUCAAUACUUCGAAGAAUUUCCAAAGGGCCUUAUACCUGAAUUUCAAAAGCACACAGGUGUACCAUUCAAAAGAGGAAUUGUUCUUAAUCUAGAAUACGGGAAGAAUUUUUCAGGCCCAGGUUCUGAUCCAUUCAAAGAAGAACGUGCAGUCGGUGAAGUAGUGGACGCCCACCUCUCAAACUUCUUGCAUCCUGUUUUGUAUUAUUACAGCUCACCAGUCACGAAUUUAACAUCAGAAGGAGACUUGCCUCGUCCUGAUUUCCUUCAUCAUAUUCUCGAAGAUUUUUUGGCUAUGUGGGACGCCCUUUUGCAUCACCAUUUGCCUUUGCGUUGGUUCUUGGAAAAAGCUGUUGGGGAAGACUUGAGGCAUUUCUUUGCUGAAGACUGUCUGCAGAUCGCUAUGAUAAGCAAGAAUUUACCAAUUUAUUGCAGAGAGCACUACUUAAAAGGAUCGAUGCUGGAUAGACCCUCUGAAACUCAUGAUCAACUUGUUUUAGAGUUACAGGCGAAGGCAUCCGAGGCAGCUUAAGAGCUUGCUAGCUAGACUCUUCUUCAACGUGAAUGUAAACAACUGUAAACUAGUUACUUUGUCUACGACUGGUAACCAAAGCUAUGAAGUCUGACACAUCUAUUCCAUUUCUUGCUUGCAUGUUUGAGAUUAAGCUUAAGUUGUUUAAUAUUGAGGAAGGAGUCUUUAGGAAUGAAAUUGCAAACAGAAAAAAACGGAACAUAAAAUUCCACCUCUACCUUGUAUGUUGUUACUUUUUCCCAAAAAAGUAAGAUCAGUUAUGUCUUCAGACAACAAGCAAUGCCCCCUUACUUGAUUUACGUUUAUGACAACAUUGUAUUAAAAAGGUAUUUUUAGAGCUAUUAUGCAGAAUUCAAGGGGGGUGUCUAUCUUACCUGUUUAGUGCUUUCUUAAAAACGCAAACAUAAAUUUCUUGCCAAGUUUACCACCGUUGGAAGUUUUAAAAUCUUUUGUAUUAAAUGCUCUGAUGUGACACUGUUAGCCAACAAUUCAACCAUGGCUGAAAUUUGGCUAGGGUGAAAGGACUCAGUCUUCUGUAUGAUUUAGCUUGUAACUAUUCGAUUUGUAUCUUUUGCGUUUCCAUUGUGAAUUACUGGUAAAACACAAAUCUUCUUGGUGGAGAUUUUUAGAAAUAACCGCUAUUUAUUACCUUAUCCUGUCUACUUAUUUGAUAAUGAAGAUUUUAAAUUCUAACUAUCUUAUAAAUUCACAUGUAUCUAAUUUUAUUGUGUUAUAGCUUGCAAUAAAUAACGUUCCUUCAUUCUUAA